Molecule: messenger RNA, 3015 nt
Organism: Corticium candelabrum
Lineage: Eukaryota; Metazoa; Porifera; Homoscleromorpha; Homosclerophorida; Plakinidae
Product: telomerase-binding protein EST1A-like
Exons: 1
Coding region: 23-2833 (936 amino acids)
Biological process (GO): nuclear-transcribed mRNA catabolic process, nonsense-mediated decay
Cellular component (GO): telomerase holoenzyme complex
Molecular function (GO): telomeric repeat DNA binding; protein binding; telomerase RNA binding
Source: RefSeq, a predicted model, not a curated record
GUCAUGCAACCGAUUAUGGCGAAUGGCGUCUAGGCGGCCCGAGAAAUUGCCAACUGUGAGAGUCCGAUUUGCAGAAUUGGGUGCAAUUGCGUCGCGCCUUGAGCAAGAAGUAUGUCUGAAAGAAGAUCAGUCAAACGAUUGUAUGCCUACUUGUACGACUAGCUACAACUCUCUGACAAUUCGUGAUGGGAGAUCUAGAGAGCAGGAGCAUGUAGGCAGUCUGGAAGACAAGCCACGGAGAGGUAUGUUGAGCCUUCCACAAGGUUACAAACGAUCUGGAUUUGCUGGACGUGUGGAACAGAGUCUUGUGCAGCCUGUCAGCGGUAGUGAGACAGAAUAUAUGAUUGCAGACCAUUUGUCUGCAUUAGAGAUCAGACUCUCUAAUCUCUUGUCUCGCAAUGAAGAUGGAACGCAGGUCGACGCAGUAAUGGAACUCCAACAGCAACUGAAGGAGGCGUGUGAAAACGUAGUGACAGAACAGGUCCACAAAGCACAUUCCUCUGAUACUUUGCAAUUACUGUGGAAGAGUGGAUACCAUCAAGUUAUCGAAUGGCUGAGAAAGUCUGUGGGUGAUUCAAAUAUUCUGUCUACUUUUCUGGAAGAUGCUUGUCAAUUUUAUCAGAAGUUAAUCACGACGAUACAAGAGAAAAGUAGAUUCACAAUUAUGGCAUACAAUCCUCUUCUUACAUAUAGUCGAGCUGACAAAAGAACUCGUAUUGCAAUUCUUCUCUGUCAUAAAUGCUACAUGUGUCUUGGCGAUCUAGCAAGGUAUCAACAGCAACAUCAUUCAAUAGCAGACUUUGGAUUGGCAAGAAAAUUCUACAUGAAAGCUCAGGUGCUUGUUCCUAAGAAUGGAUUGGCAUACAACCAGCUCGCUAUAACAGCAGCAUUAGCUAAACGCAAACUGGAUGCUGUAUAUUAUUAUAUGAGAAGUCUUGCUGUGUCACAGCCUUUUAUUAAUGCGAGAGAGAAGCUAAUGGUACUUUUUGAAGAUGCCAGGAGAAGACACAAGUAUAUCAUAGAGAAGCAACGCGAGACCACGAAACAGUCCGUCAAACUGGACAAGAAAGAUUACAAGCGAAGGCAACUACAUCAACAGCAAAAGAAAUUUGUCUGUGUGAAUGAUGUAAAAGAAGUGUGGGUAUUCCCUUCUCACACAGUGACUGGUGAUGGACAAGAGGUGAAUAUGAAAGAAACAAGCAGCGAGAGCAAAGACAUGGCAGUUUCAAUGGCUCAAACAGAUUCAGCAGAGUCAUUGACUUCCCUGAAACUGAAUCAGUUGAAUAAACAAGUCACUGCACGGUUCAUUCUAUUGCACGGUUUAUUAUUCACUAAAGUUGCUGUUGAUCAGUUUGAUGUCCUACUGAGUGAUUUCCUUGGUGAUAUCCAGUUACUAUGGAGCUCAGCACACUUUAAUGCCGAUUGGCAAACUGUAGCUCAGAUGACUGCAAUGUGUCUUUUUUCAGUGUGGAAUGCCAGUCAUAUGAGUGGUACUGGAGGAGAAGCACUAAAAUUUAAAGCUGAAACGCUGGGACUUUCAGUGGCACAAGUGACGUUAUCAGUUGUUACCAGAUUGAUAGGGAACUACAAGAAAGAGAAGCUAGCAGUUAUUCUUGAACCUGCUGUGCGUUUCCUUCCUUCUCUCAGUGUUUGGGCAGAUGUCUUCUUGGAAGACCACAAAACUUGGUUAUGUGCUGGACGACAGGAAGUUCAAUCAUUUCUGUCAUCUUUCAGAAAAUUACUAAACUGUUUCUUAGGUGUGGCAGACCCUACAGACAGGACAAAUCACAAACAUGUUAUUCUUCCAGUAGACUGUCUGCUCUCUGGGUUUGUUCCACUGCAGGAGAUCCACAGCAAGAAGGUCACUAGAUUAGAACAAAGUGACAGCUCUUCCCUAACCCUGCAGAAGCUGUUAGAACUAGCUGAUUUGCUGUGCACAGUAGAACCGCCUCUUCUUUCGUUCAACAGAGAAUCCUAUGAAUAUGUAGAUGUUCAACUAGAAGUUGAGAAGCCAGUGACCGUAGACAAGGAUCAAGCCACUCUUCCUACUGAAGCAGUACUUUCAGGGGAAGAGUCAGAUGACAUUCUAGAGGAGUUUGAUAAUGCAAAUGAGAGUGUGGAAGAUGAGUUUGAUAAUUCAGAUGAGAAUGUGGAAUUAAUGACAGGAAAGGGAAAGGAAGAUGUGCCUAGUGUUGAAGUUGGUGUUGGUGAACUUAUUGCUCGGAAAAGAGAACUUGCUGCCCAGAUGGCUCAGCAAAAGAAAAGAGAAGAAGAUAUCCGGGAAAUAGUUGAACGGCAAAGAACUCAGAGACAAGAGCAGACUCAAAUACAGCCCAAAUUUCUGGUUCCAGAUACAAACUGUUUCAUAGACAGACUGCUCCUAAUAGAGCAAAUUGCCAAAGUGCAGACAUACACACUUGCUAUUCCUUUAGUUGUAUUCAAUGAACUGGAUGGAUUAGCAAAAGGUCUUGAAAUACCAGCCAAUGUACAGCAGGCUGAGAAAGUCAUGAAGAAUGCAAUGGCUAGCAGUACAUUCAUAACACACUGCUUCAAGAGUAAGAGACAAAAUGUCUCGCUUUUAACCAGUAGUGGAAAUCUUCUUAAUACCAGUACCUUCAGGCUCCAAGACAAUUCUGUUCAGGGCAACAAUGAUGAUAUUAUUUUAGAGAGUUCCAUUCAACUGAAUGACAGAACCAGACGUCAGUCAAAGUAUGGAUCUAUCCAGAAAGUUGUUCUGCUCACAGAUGAUAGAAACUUGAGAGUCAAGGCUCUUGCUCGGAACAUAGCUGUAUGUAAUAUAGAGCUCUUUUUCAAAUUGGCCAGAAUUGUGUGAGUACCAACAUCAUGUUUUUAUUCUGUUUUCAAAGAUAGCUAGAGAACUGUAAUCACUAUGAUUUCCCGACUGCAGAUUCAAUACUACAUUUACUAUUAUUUUUGGUACUAGAGUACUUCAUAAGUAACAGUUUGAUGUAUUAGCAGAAAGUAUGAUAAUUCAUUCAUUUGUUAGUAUAUAUA